AUGAUCAAGUUCUUCGGGAAGGUGUCGCAACAAGGAAUUGGCCAGGGCAUGGUUCAGGAAGAAGAAGAAGAAGAAGAAGAAGAUGUCAGCUUUGCAGAAUGCAUUCAGUAUUGCUACAGUAACGAGUAUGGGGGCUAUUGCAUCGCCGUUUAUAUGGGUACAGAUCAGCAGUGCAGAUACUUCUAUGAAAACUAUGGAAAAUUUUUUAUUGUUGAAGAAACGACGGCGGCAGAUGGAGAAGUUGUGGCAUUCAAGGCCGAUCUCGAUGAUGAUUUUUGUCCGGUGUUAUAUAAGGAGUUAUCGAGCGAUAUGAAUACUGGAUUUUCCUUUAUGACAAAAAUUGAAAACGGAUGGAACAUUACUAGGUGA
Caenorhabditis remanei is the source of this 369-nucleotide messenger RNA. RefSeq lists its product as uncharacterized. NCBI's taxonomy places the organism in Eukaryota, Metazoa, Nematoda, Chromadorea, Rhabditida, Rhabditidae. The record is from RefSeq and is a predicted model, not a curated record. The transcript has 3 exons. Bases 1 to 369 code for a protein of 122 amino acids.